UUUUGAUACGGUUAUACCACAGAAUAGAUGUAAUAGAUUCUGUGGUUAUACUGCCUGCCUGUUAUCUAUUCUGUAUUUCUAUCAUCGGWACUCUUAGAUCUAAGUCGGAACUCAUGAUUAUUGAUUACAUUUACGAAAUACGAUUUACACAUCAGUUAUCAGUACAUCACUAAUUCACUAAUCACUACUCACUAGACAGUAGACACUAAUAUUGUCUAACACAGUAAUUAUUCUAUUCUGUGGUAACACUCUAACGUCUCUAACCGCAAUUCAGUAAUGCACUGCAUUGUGAGUUGUGUACUAUGUCUAUUAUUCAAGUUAAGUACCUAUAGAGUUACAGUGAACUUGGACCAUGGGUAAACCACAGUAUAUCCAAAAGUUUCGAAAGGAGUGGCUCAAGGAUAAAGCAUUUGCGGAUUGGUUAAAGGAAGUUCCAGAGGACGAUUCAAAAGCAUUCUGUAAGUCCUGUUUGUGUUCAAUUCGUGCAAGACGUCCUGAUCUUGUAACCCAUGCUGCGACAAAAAAGCAUAAGUCCUCUACAAAUGCAAUUCAAAACCAUGCUAAUAGAAUAAAGGUUGUAACACCGUGUACUAAAACUGCACAAACUGAAGCUUCACUAUCUCUUUUCAUAAGUGCUCACUGUUCCGUUCUUUCUAUUGAUCAUCUUGGAGAGCUAUGUAAAGAAAAAUUUCCUGGGUCCAAACAAGCUGAAAACUUAUCUCUUCAUCGAACAAAAUGUACUUCUAUAAUAAUUAAUGUAUUAAAUCCUUUUUUCAAAACUGAUUUAAAAGACGAUAUUGGUAAUAAUAAGUUUAGUCUAUUGCUAGAUGAAUCAACAGAUAUUUCUGUAACCAAGUAUUUAGGAAUUGCCAUAAUAUAUUUCAGUACUCAAAAAAGCACUAUUGUAACCACAUUUUUCGRAUUAGAAAAGUUAGUUGAAUGCAAUGCUCAAGCUAUAGUAGAAUCAGUUGAAAAGUCAUUAGAGAAAUAUCAAAUAGAUAUAAAAAAUUUAAUUGGCAUAGGUACAGACAAUGCCAGUGUUAUGGUUGGUAUUAACAACGGUGUGCAUGCCUUAUUAAAAAAAUACAAUCCAAACCUAAUUUUGAUUCGAUGCGUAUGUCACUCAAUUCAAUUAGCUACAUCAUUUGCAUGCUCUCAAACUUUACCAAGGCAUCUUGAUUUUAUGAUAAGUGAGACUUAUAAUUGGUUUUCAAAAUCAUCUUUACGGCAACAAUCAUAUUUAGACUUAUUUAAAACAAUGAAUGAUGGCCAUGCACCUCUGAAGAUUGUCAGAGCAUGUAGUACUCGAUGGUUGUCGAUUGAAUCUGCAGUUUCCCGAAUAAUUGAUCAAUGGCUAGAACUUAAAUUACAUUUUCAACUUGCUCGUUCAAAUGAAAAAUGCUUUACUGCUGAAGUUUUAUACGAUAUGUAUUGUAAUGAACAAAAUUUGGCUUUUCUUCUAUUUUUGAGACCUGCUUUAGCUGAUGUACAAAGAGUGAAUAAAUUGUUUGAAAGCAAUAACGUCGACCAGACAAAGUUAGCAAUUGAUUUAUCGACAUUGGUAGUCUCAUUGGGUAAAUUAAUUGUAUUACCUUCAUUUAAUUUUGACCCAGUUACAAAUGAGAAUUUUAUUCAUCACUUACACCCUAAACCGUUUUUGGGUUAUAGUUUUGAAAAUAAAGUGACAGAACUAAAAAAUAAUGGCUCACUUAACGCUAAUGGUGAAAAAGUAUUAAGAGACAGAUGUAUUAAGUUUACUACUAUUUUAAUUCAACAACUACAACAAAGAUUACCAGAGAAUUUUAAAGUAUUUGAAAAAAUAAAUAUGUUAUCACCUACUAAUGUAUUAAAACAAGUGAAAGAUACAAUUAGCCCAUUAUGYGAACUUCUAGGAUAUGAGAGCAAAUUGAUUGAAAAAAUCGAUUUUCAAUGGCRUAAAAUCAAUGUUUUACUGUGGAAUGAAACAACCAAUGUUGUACAAUUUUGGGUUGAAGUCAAGAACUACACAGAUGCCUGUGGUGAGAAUCCCUUAAAAGAAUUGUCUGAACUAGCACUAACGACUUUGUCAUUACCUUUUUCAAAUGCCGAAGUAGAGAGGGUGUUUAGCCAGAUGAACUUAAUAAAAAGCAAAACAAGAAAUAGAAUGGGAACUGAGCUAUUGACAUCUCUACUACAAAUACGAUCUGGUCUGAAAAGGCAUGGUAAAUGUUGCCAUAAUUUUAUAUUACCAAAUAAAGUUAUCAAAAAUAUUGGAACUAAUUAUAUUUAUUCAAAAAAUGAAUGUAAUUUACCGAAUGAUAUAUUAGAAGAAUAUGAUGAUAUUCUUUUUAAUGCCUUAUAAAAAUGUAUAUUGUUUUUGUUAUUAUGUUUUAAUCAAGUCUGAUAAUGUACCUACCUUAAUAUUGUUAGGUAUUGUACCAAAAUACCAAAGUAUUCAUUUGUUUUUAUAUUAUAUAAUGAAUUUUGUUUUU
This is a messenger RNA of Diuraphis noxia (Russian wheat aphid), 2471 nucleotides long. RefSeq names its product E3 SUMO-protein ligase KIAA1586-like. The record is from RefSeq and is a predicted model, not a curated record. Gene Ontology annotation, molecular function: protein dimerization activity. Lineage: Eukaryota; Metazoa; Arthropoda; Insecta; Hemiptera; Aphididae.